AUGCCACCUUCUGGGAACCAAACCUACGGCCCGACGUACGAGAAUGGCCGGCAGCAAAACUGGUUCCAAUAUUCUCAGUGUAAUGGUCGUAAGAAAGCUCUCUGUGUCGGGAUCAACUAUUUUGGUCAGCAAGCAGAGCUGAAGGGGUGUAUCAACGAUGCCACAAAUGUCCAGCAAUUUCUCUGCAGGAAAUAUGGUUACAAACCAGAUGAUAUAGUCAUGCUUACUGACGAUGCCGCCAAUCCUGCACAACAGCCAACCAGAGCUAACAUGUUGCGCGCCAUGCAAUGGCUUGUGGGUGAUGCUCAUCCUAAUGAUUCUCUCUUCUUUCACUUUUCUGGCCACGGUGGUCAGACUAAAGAUCUGGAUGGUGACGAGGAGGAUGGGUAUGAUGAAGUCAUCUAUCCUGUUGACUUUGAGAGUGCUGGCCAUAUCGUGGACGACGAGUUGCAUUUUGUGAUGGUCAAGCCUUUGCCUCCAGGAUGUCGCCUUACAGCGAUCUUCGAUUGUUGCCAUUCUGGUUCUGCGUUAGAUCUUCCAUUCAUGUAUUCUACAGAAGGAAAAAUCAAAGAACCCAAUCUCCUUGCCGAAGCAGGUCAAGGCCUUCUCAACACUGGGUUGACGUACCUCAAAGGCGACAAGAAAGGCGCGCUUAAAGGUCUCUUCAAUGUUGUCAAGACCGCUGCCGGGAAAAAUAACGCCGCUGCGGAGCACGCCAAGCAAACGAGAACUAGCCCAGCUGACGCGAUCAGCUGGAGUGGUUGCAAGGAUAGCCAAACCAGUGCUGACACUGUCGAGGCUGGGCAGAGCACCGGCGCUAUGAGCUAUGCAUUCAUUAAAUGCCUUACCGAGAAUCCUCACCAAACGUAUCAACAGCUCUUGGUCUCGAUUCGAGAAGAGCUACGUAACAAGUACAGUCAAAAGCCUCAGCUUGCCUGCUCGCACCCGAUGGACACGAGCAUCCUUUUCAUCUGUUAA
Cantharellus anzutake is the source of this 978-nucleotide messenger RNA. RefSeq names its product peptidase C14, caspase domain-containing protein. The transcript is spliced from 10 exons. The record is from RefSeq and is a predicted model, not a curated record. NCBI's taxonomy places the organism in Eukaryota, Fungi, Basidiomycota, Agaricomycetes, Cantharellales, Hydnaceae. Gene Ontology annotation, molecular function: cysteine-type endopeptidase activity. Bases 1 to 978 code for a protein of 325 amino acids. Gene Ontology annotation, biological process: proteolysis.